AUGGAGCAGGAUCGACAACAAGCAGACAUUUCGACACCGGAGCUGGCUGGCGAGGCAAUAGCUGUGACCAAACAGCCCAAGAAGCGAUUCAUCGGACGCAGGGCUGCUGCAGAAAAGGCGGCCGCCAAAGGCGACUCAAAUGGCGGCAUUGAAGACAGUGGUGCUAUUCAGGUCGCCGCGCCUCGAAGGAGUGCCCGAGCCUUGAACCAAGUCCCUCCCGAGAUUCUGAACGAUCAAGACAUCAACGCCGCCAUUUCAUUACUUCCCUCAAACUACAAUUUCGAGAUUCACAAGACCAUCCACAAGGUUCGCAGCGCCGGAGCAAAGAAGAUCGCCUUGCAGUUUCCCGAGGGACUGCUUCUGUUUGCGACGACCAUCUCGGACAUUAUCACACGCUUCUGCCCGGACACGAGUACCCUGAUCAUGGGAGAUGUGACAUAUGGCGCAUGCUGCAUAGACGACUACACGGCGCGCGCUCUGGGCUGUGACAUGCUGGUGCACUAUGCUCACAGUUGUUUGAUCCCUGUCAGCGUCACGCAAAUCCAGACGCUGUACGUCUUUGUCGACAUUGGAAUCGACGUCUCGCAUCUCCUGGCCACCAUCGAGCGCAACUUCAAAGCGGGAUCCCGGAUUGCCAUGGUUGGCACAAUCCAGUUCAAUGCGACGCUGCAUGGCACGGCUCCACAGCUGCGGAACGCGGGCUACGACGUGGUGAUACCACAGAUUGCGCCCCUGAGCAAAGGCGAGAUUCUGGGCUGCACAAGUCCAGCGCUCAAGGACGAGGACAAGAUUGACUCGAUUCUGUAUCUGGGAGACGGACGGUUCCAUCUGGAGAGUGCCAUGAUUCACAACCCGACGAUACCAGCAUACCGAUACGAUCCCUAUUCGAGGAGAUUGACACACGAAACAUAUGACCACGAGCAGAUGAUGAGUCUGCGAAGCGACGCCAUCAGGUCGGCAGGAAAAGCAAAGAAGUGGGGGCUGAUUCUGGGAUCGCUUGGAAGACAAGGAAACCCGCAUACGAUGACCAUGAUUGAGCAGCGGCUGCAAGAGAAGGGCAUACCGUGGGUGAACCUGCUGCUCAGCGAAAUCUUCCCGGGCAAGCUGGGGAUGAUGGACGAUGUGGAAUGCUGGGUGCAGGUGGCAUGUCCCAGAUUGAGUAUCGACUGGGGAUAUGCAUUCCCGCGACCGUUGUUGACACCGUACGAGGCAUUGGUGGUGUUGGGGGAGCGAGAAGGGUGGGAAGGAGAUAAGAAGGUAUAUCCGAUGGACUUUUAUGGUAAAGAUGGACUGGGACGAACAAAGGCCGAGGACGUGGCAGCGAGGACGCGGGCAGUCCAGAGUGUCGCGUAG
Messenger RNA from Aureobasidium namibiae CBS 147.97, 1353 nucleotides. Its product is annotated as diphthamide biosynthesis protein 1. The transcript is spliced from 2 exons. The coding region runs from base 1 to 1353 and encodes 450 amino acids. The record is from RefSeq and is a predicted model, not a curated record. NCBI's taxonomy places the organism in Eukaryota, Fungi, Ascomycota, Dothideomycetes, Dothideales, Saccotheciaceae. Gene Ontology annotation, molecular function: 2-(3-amino-3-carboxypropyl)histidine synthase activity. Gene Ontology annotation, biological process: protein histidyl modification to diphthamide.